AUGCUGCUGUCACACGCCGUGCUCGCGGUCGUGUAUGGCGGGCUGCUCGCCGCUGCGCUCCCGGACCGGGGAGGCAGGAGGGCGUACGCAUACGCCGACGCCGACGCGAUCGACGCCGAAUACUACUACACGCAGGAGGAUGCGAAGAUGGACCCGCGCGCCGAGCGUGGAAGCUGGGACAUGCCGCAGAGGAUCAUGGGCAUGCAGCGCCAACCUGCCCAGGAGCCGCAACAUCCCCCGGAGUUCCCUCAUCCUCCGGGUCCUCCUCAGUCGCCGUUCCCGGGCCACCCGCCGCCCGAGCACCCUGACCAUCCCCCGCCGGACCACCCUGAUGGACCGCCUCCUCGCGAUGAUCCUCCUCCCCACCACCCUGACCACCCCCCUCCUGGACAACCUGGUCCCCCUGGAGCACCUGGCAACUAUGAGAACCUGACGAUCUACCAGUUCCUGGAAAGCCGCAAGGAUUUCUCGCGCCUCUUCAAGGUAGUCAACUUCACCGAGGAGGUCACCAACACCUUGAAUGAUACCUCGUCCAAUGUCACUUUCUUCGCAAUCCCUAACUGGGCUCUUCCCCACCCGCCCAAGAAGCACCCGAAGGGGCCGGAGCACCUCGACACGGAAGGCUUCGUUCAGGAUGACGUGCUGGACGCUCUCGCAGCUGCCGAAGGCCUCGUUCAGGUCCAAGAAGGCAAGGACGACAAAGACAGGAAGGCGUUCCUCAAAGCCAUCCUCAAGGCCAUCCUCAAGUAUGAAACCUUGCCCACCGCAAUCCCUCUCUCAGAGCUCUCGAAGAACGUCACAUACGCAACCUCGCUGACGCUGUCUGACGGCUCCUUGGAUGGCGAGGCGCUGCGCAUCCGUGUCGGCUCGGGGCCUGGGCUCUUCUCGCCCCAUGUGGACGUGAAUGUCGUUUCCAGGAUUCUGUGGUCCAUCAAGACUGCGAACGGUUUGAUCCAUGUCGUCAGCAAGCCGGUCCUGCCCCCUCCGUCCAUCUUCCAGAUUGGCUUCCUGUUUCCGCAGUCAUUCUCCACUCUGACCUCUGCUCUGCAACGCACAGGUCUGAGCGAUGCCGUAGAAUGGCGCGAGGUACCUGGAUCCGACGGAAAAUACACCGUGGACGGCUCGCCCGCAGUGACGUUCUUCGCGCCCACGAACCGCGCGUUCUCUAGCCUGCCGGGGAAGCUAAAGUUCUUCCUCUUCUCGCCGCUCGGCGAGAGGGUGCUCAAGAAGCUGCUGCAGUUCCACAUUGUUCCUGAGCUCGUCCUCCAUGCCGACUACCUGCACAACGCAUCCGAGUCUGAUGCUGCUCCCGUACGUCGUGCAUGGACCGAGGAUAUGGACUGGGACAUCUUCGGCGGUCUGGCCAGCCAGGACAACCGUGACGACAUCCUAGCCCCCGCUCACGCUGCUGACGGGACUCAAUACGGGAAUAUCCGCACAGGAAAAUUCCCUGGUGCGGUACGGUGCAACUCGUGCCAGUCAAGCAGGCCGGAAGGCUUCUGGCCUGAGCCUACCGACGACCGCCGGGAGCGUCAUCGUUCCCCGCGACCUGAGGGACAGUGGCCGCAUAGCGGCCCUCCGCCCCCUCCCCACCACGGUGAGGGCCCUCACGACCCUUGGGCGCCGCGCCCUCCUCCCUUCGAGCAUGGCGGUCGCUUCCCGCACCCGCACCCGUCCCAUGAACAUGGCCCGCUUCCGCCGCCGCCGCCCCCUCCCUUCGAGCACGGCCCGCACCCCCAUCAUCACCACGGACCUCCCCCGCCUCCUUUCGAGCACGGGCCUCACCCCCACCCUCACCACCACCACGGGCCGCCGCCCCCGGAGGUUCACUACCACUACCACUUCCACCCGCCCCCGCCUCCUCCCCCUCCUCAUCACGGCCACCCGUACGAAGAAGGCCCGGGUCAUUUCCCACCUUACUUCCCCGAGCAUGGUCCUCAUUUCCCCGAGCACGGUCCCCCGCCGCCGCCUCAUCACCCUCCCUUCGAGCAUGACCCCCGUUUCCCUCCGUCUCAUUUCCCGGAGGAUGGCCCCCGCCACCUACCCUUCGAGCAUGGCCCUCCCCCCUUCGAGCAUGGUCCCCACCACCCUCCCUUCGAGCAUGGCCAUGACUUCCCGCCGCCUCCUCCUCCGCCUCACUUCCCGGAGCACGGUCCUCACCCUCCGCCGCCUCCUCCCCAUCACCCUCCCUUCGAACACGGGCAUGGUUUCCCCCCGCCUCCUCCCCCGCCUGACUUCCCCGAGGAUGGCCCUCACUUCCCUGGACACGGUCCGAGCCCGCCUCCUGCUUCUCCCCGCUACCCUCCCUUCGGGCACGGCCCCCCUCCCUUCGAGCAUGGCCCUCCUCCUUUCGAGCAUGGCCCUCCUCCCUUCGAGCACGGUCCCCACCACCCUCCCUUCGAGCACGGCCCCCCUCCCCCGCCGCACCACCCUCCCUUCGAACACCGCCCUGAAUUCCCUCCCCCGCCCCCAAGAGAUGGUCCCCACGGCGCCCCGGGCCUGCACCCGCCCACGGUCUCUUACAGCCGCAACAUCACCGUCCCGACGCUGAACAGCAACCACUCGCUGAACGUGCACGUCGUCCAGUUCGCGCACACGAUCCCCAUCCCCGGCCACGCGCGCACGUUCUACCAGACGGUCACGUUCGCGCACGGCACGCGCGUCGCGCUGUCGGACAUCCCGACGCGCAACGGCGUGCUGCACGUCGUGGACAAGCUCUUCAACCCGCGCCACAAGGGCGCGCACCCGCACAACCUCCCUGGGGCGCCGAAGGAGGGUGAGGAGGCUCCGCGCUUCGGCGACUUCGCCGGGCCCGAGGAGGAUGAGUGGGCUGGCUGGGAGGAGUGGCUGCCCCUCUGGGCGGACGAGGAGUAG
Molecule: messenger RNA, 2874 nt
Organism: Trametes versicolor FP-101664 SS1
Lineage: Eukaryota; Fungi; Basidiomycota; Agaricomycetes; Polyporales; Polyporaceae
Exons: 6
Coding region: 1-2874 (957 amino acids)
Source: RefSeq, a predicted model, not a curated record